AUGGGCGGCAACGCAUCGGUACCAACAGACCCCAACAGGACCCUCCAGCUCAUUGGGGCGGGCUACUCGCGCACGGGCACCCUGUCCAUGGCCAUGGCCCUCGAGAAGCUACUCGACGGACCCGUGAUGCACGGCGGCUCUCAGCUGCUCGGGCGCGAGGACGAGUACGUCAAGCUGUGGACAGACGUCUUUGACGCGCGCCACGACCGCCCGCGCCUCCUCAAGCUGCUCAAAAAGGCGACGCAGGGUUUCGUCGGCAUCACCGACGCGCCCGGCAACAUUUUCAUCGACGAGCUGCUCGAGCUGUACCCGGACGCGCAGGUCGUGGCCGUGACGCGCGACCGCGCGCGGUGGUGGCAGAGCUGGGAGGCUGUGACCAAGACGGCGGGCGCAGGCUUCCUCAACGUCUUCCUCGCGCCCGUCCCGGGCAAGCGAUGGUAUCCCAAGCUGGUGAUGCAAUUCUUGGAGCAGCAAGAGGAGCGUCAUGGCCCCAUGACAGACAAACGCAUGGACGAGCACAACGCGUACGUCAAGUCCGUGACGCCCCCCGACAAGUUCCACAUGAUGGAGCUCUCCGAGGGCUGGGCGCCGCUCUGCGCGAUGCUCCACAAGCCGAUCCCCGACGAGCCCUUCCCCCGCGCCAACGACGCCGAGGCCGUCGAGGGCGUGAACAAGGAUAUCCUGAAGGAGGCGGGCGGGCGUUGGGGCGUCAUUCUCGCGGUCACGGGCGCUCUGGGCUAUGGCGCGCUCUGGGUGUGGAGGAGCGGGCUGCUGGGACGGCACUGA
Messenger RNA from Emericellopsis atlantica, 786 nucleotides. RefSeq lists its product as uncharacterized. Lineage: Eukaryota; Fungi; Ascomycota; Sordariomycetes; Hypocreales; Bionectriaceae. The record is from RefSeq and is a predicted model, not a curated record. The coding region runs from base 1 to 786 and encodes 261 amino acids. The transcript has 4 exons.